Molecule: messenger RNA, 1839 nt
Organism: Daphnia magna
Lineage: Eukaryota; Metazoa; Arthropoda; Branchiopoda; Diplostraca; Daphniidae
Product: 4-coumarate--CoA ligase 1-like
Exons: 8
Coding region: 113-1738 (541 amino acids)
Molecular function (GO): CoA-ligase activity
Source: RefSeq, a predicted model, not a curated record
CGCAUGCACUGACGACACGGCCCAUGUUGAUGCUAGUCAGUUGUCGGUCUUCAUAGUCUGUCGCAGUCGCUGUUGCUAACUGAUCGUGUUGUUUUUGCACAAAAUUUACACAAUGGUCUCCAUUUCUCAACAACAAGAUUCAGCCAGUUCCAGAAUUCUAAGACACCCGGAAGAAUAUGACGAUAAAAUUCCAAAUGUAACGCUAGCCCAGUUUGUCGUGGACAGGAUGCGUGAAUUCGGAGACGACGUAUCCUGCAUUGAUCCAGAGACGAAACGCACGCUGACGUACAAUGAAAUUGCCGACAGCACCUUGGCAUUGGCCGCUGGAUUUCAACUGAAAUUCAAUCUCAAACCGGGAGACAUGGUAGCUGUUGCUUUACCCACGUGUUUGGAGUACUCCAUUACAACCUUGGCAUUGAAUUUGUGCGGAGCGACAUCCACUUUAAUCAAUCCGGCUCAAACAAUUUCUGAAUUGACACAUUGCGUCCAGUUGACAAAACCUACAUUAUGGAUUGGGACGGAUAGCUUUGACAGUAAAUUCAAUCAACUCUAUCCGCAAGUUGCCACCAGGCCGCCAAUGAUUUUAUUGGGAUCAGCGAAUCGUGAUGGCACCAACUGGGAAGAUCUAUUGACAUCCGGACGCGGAAAAACCGUUCAAUCGGUGGGGAACAAUCCACUAGAAUUGGUGGCUUUCAUCCUGUUCUCAAGUGGGACAACGGGCGUCCCUAAAGGCGUCGCACUUACGAAUUUGAAUUACGUCGUAACAAGACGACAAAGCCAAGAAACUACAAAAUACCUGAUACGAAAUCCUGAUGACGUCACUUUGUUUUUCAUGCCAUUGUAUCAUGCGGCCACACUCAACGGCCUUUUUGAAUGUUUCAUGCGCGGUCUUUGUUUCGUCCUCAUGAACAAGUUCACUUUCGAAGGGAUGUUGCAGUGCAUCCAAGAAUUCAAAAUUAGUGUCAUUUUCUUGGUACCAGCGAUUGCAGUCCAACUUUUGAAACAGCCAGUAGAGAAAUAUUAUGACCUCAGUUCUUUAAAGAUGAUGAGAUCUGGAGCGGCUGCCAUCAGCAAAGAAACGCUUCUCGCCUUACAGGAGAAGUUUGGCGUUCUUAUUCUGCAACUUUACGGCUUGACUGAAGCGACGCUCUGUACCCACGGCAACACCUUCACGCAUAAUCGUGAUGGAAGUAUCGGUAUCGUCAUGCCCUUCUGCGAGUCCAAGGUUGUGGAUCCAAUAACGGAUGCAUCGUUGGGUCCUAACGAAGAAGGCGAAAUCUGCGUAAGAGGCCCCAUUGUAAUGAAGGGUUACAUUGGUAAUGAAGCCGCUUCUAAGGAGACAGUCGACGCGGAUGGAUGGUUGCAUACGGGUGACGUCGGCUACUAUGACGAAGACGGCUUCUUCUACAUUACAGACCGUAAGAAAGAACUCAUCAAGUACAAAGGUCUCCAAGUGUCUCCAACCGAACUGGAGAAGAUCUUGCUGAGCCAUCCGGACGUGCAAGACGCAGCAGUGGCUCCUAUUCCGGAUGAAACAGCUGGUGAUUUACCUCGAGCUUACAUUAUCAAGCGGCCCGGAUCGACUCUGACGGAGAAGGAGGUUGCCACGUUUAUAGCAGACAAAGUGAGCCCACACAAGCGUCUACGAGGUGGAGUCAUCUUUGUCGAUUCCAUUCCUAAGACGGCCACGGGAAAAAUCAUGCGACGUGAACUGAAAAAUAUCAAAAGCAAAUUAUAGACUUAAGACCUAGUGCUUUUCUCCACAGUUGUGCCUAUUGUCUUACAAAUGACUUAUGCCUUGUAGAAGUUGCUCACAUGAAAAUAUAUCUGUACCCAUGA